This is a messenger RNA of Trichoderma asperellum CBS 433.97, 1261 nucleotides long. RefSeq lists its product as uncharacterized. NCBI's taxonomy places the organism in Eukaryota, Fungi, Ascomycota, Sordariomycetes, Hypocreales, Hypocreaceae. The record is from RefSeq and is a predicted model, not a curated record.
AGAUAGCCCGAUCAAUGCCGCAUUCAAAACCCAAUGGUUCAUAAACUUGCCAUAUGUUGCUGUCAAAGCUCCGUAGCGGAUGACUGGAAUUAUGCAAUCGCACGCAAUCACACGCCAUUCGCGCUGGUCGUAACCCAUCAGGUUGCCCCGCCAUAGUCAGAGGCAGGUACGCCCGACGCCCGUGGAUGAAGCCUCUUUGACAUCACCCUGCACAUAAGCAUGUGGCAGGUAAGAUGGAGGGGCUGAGGGGUAAUUGCCAACAGCGAUUUGCACCCUCUCGCUCAACUCUGAAGAAUCAAUAUCAUCUUCUUCUCCCACAUCCUCGAAGCUCUACAAUUUCAACGCUGUUAGCAGCUUCAACCGCCAAUUGAUCAAUCGACAUUAAUCAACCGCUACCCAAGCGACACGAUACCAAAGCAACACAACACCAAAGCAACACAACCCACAAUGGCUGUCCCUCCCAAGUUCGCCGGCCACAAGCUCGAAUUCGCCCCGCCGACAGCUUCAAGCUCGUCCGUCCCGCGCGCAACUCAUACUUUUGAGCUCUACCUCGACUACUGCUGCCCAUUUUCCGCCAAGAUUUUCAAGAAUCUCACAUCCCAAGUUUUCCCAACCAUUCGCGAGAAUUCCGUCUGGGCCAACAGCCUCACCGUCGUCUUCCGCCAGCAGGUGCAGCCAUGGCACCCGUCUUCCACGCUGAUGCACGAGACCGGCCUCGCGGUGCUGCGUCUGGCUCCCGAGAAGUUCUGGGCUUUCAGCGGCGAGCUGUUCGCGGUGCAGACCCAAUUUUUUGAUAUUUCAGUGGUUGGAGAAACCCGCAAUCAGACGUACCGUCGCCUGGCUAAAGUCGCCGCCAAGGUUGGCGUCAGUGAGGAUGAGGUCUAUAAGCUGUUGGCCAUUCCCGAGAAGGCUGGCGAGGACGGGUCGCUGAACAAUGGCAACGCCGUGACCAACGACCUGAAGGUGGUCACCAAGAUGAACCGCCUGGUGGGCGUCCAUGUUACUCCUACAGUAGUUCUUGACGGCGUCGUUCAGGAUACUAGUUCCGGCUGGACGCUGGAUCAGUGGAAGGAGUUUUUUACCAAGAACAUUGGGUAGGAGAGUGAAGGUGAGAUGCACAUAGAGAUGGUAGUGUACUGAAAAUCAUAUAAAGAGGCAUUAUUAUUUUUGAACAAUUUAAAUAAUUAACAUGACUUUGAGAAAUCGGAUUGAAGCUUUAUAAACGAGAAUGCAAUGAUAGAGCUACCUGUUUUAGUGGCAG